GUGAUGGCCUCCAGCUCGUACCAGAACAGUUCAUGCCUGAUUGUGAAGUGGUGGAAAUGAGAAUCUGCACCUCCAAAUCUGGGGCCAUGGUCCUUAGUCGGAAAAGGGUUGAGUGCUCACUCUGGGACAAAAAUGAGUUCCUGCCCCAAGUGGAGUUGAAGUAUCUCGGGGCCUUGUUAACAAUGGAGGAGAUCCAACAACACAGGACUUCAGGAAGUCUCUCCUCAGGUAAACUAUCUCCUGCUCAAUGCUCAGCUCUGACCUUCAUCUUACUGUCAUCAGAAGAAGAUCUGGAUGAGUUUGACUUCAAGAAAUACUCUGCUUCAGAGGAGGCUCUUCUGAGAAUGCUGCCAGUGAUCAAAGCCUCCAACAAAGCUCUACUGAGCAGCUGUAACCUGUCAGAAAAAGGCUGUGAAAUUUUAUUGUCAGUGGUCAGCUCCCAGUCCUGUAGUCUGAGAGAACUGGACCUGAGUACCAACAGCCUGAAGGCUUCAGCAGUAAAGCUUCUGUCUGCUGCAGUGGAGAGUCCACACGCCAAACUGAAUAUUCUGAGACUUAACAUCUGUGAACUCUCAGAGGAAAACUGUGAAGCUCUGUCCUCAGUUCUCAGCUCACAGUCCUCUAGUCUGACAGAGAUGGACCUGAGUAUCAGAAAACUGCAGAAUUCAGGAGUGAAGCUUCUAUCUGCUGGACUACAAAGUUUAAACUGUAAACUAAAUACUCUGAGACUGAGUGCCUGUAACCUGUCAGAGAGAAGCUGUGAAGCUCUGUCCUCACUCCUCAGUUCCCAGUCCUCCAGUCUGAGAGAGCUGGACCUGAGUGACUCUGACCUGCAGGAUUCAGGAGUGAAGCUUCUCUCUGCUGGACUAAAGAGUUCACAGUGUGCAGUUGAAACUCUCAGCCUUUCAGGCUGUCUGAUCACAGAGGAAGGCUGUACUUCUCUGGCCUCCGCUCUGAGCUCCAACCCCUCCCAUCUGAGAGAGCUGGACCUGAGCUACAAUCAUCCAGGUGACUCAGGAACGAAGCUGCUGUCGGCUGGACUGAAAGAUCCAGGCUGGAGACUGGACACUCUCAGGUAUGGAGAGAAUAAAUGA
Messenger RNA from Neolamprologus brichardi, 1094 nucleotides. The record is from RefSeq and is a predicted model, not a curated record. Lineage: Eukaryota; Metazoa; Chordata; Actinopteri; Cichliformes; Cichlidae.